Messenger RNA from Funneliformis caledonium, 126 nucleotides. The record is from the annotation of a GenBank genome assembly. Lineage: Eukaryota; Fungi; Glomeromycota; Glomeromycetes; Glomerales; Glomeraceae.
UCCCAGAUGAUAAAGAAUCGAUCUACAACCCAAAUGAAGGAGACCUGGCAGAUUCUACUAAAAUAGUUAUUAGCCAUUCAGACACUUCGCAAGCGCUUCGCAAGGAAAUUAAUACUACAUCUUCUA